AGAUGGCACAGGCGCUCGAAACCAUGUCCCUCUUUAUUCCUUCUCCUCUCCGCUCUCCGAUCGCAUCAUCUUUAUUUACCCGAAAGACAAAAACAAGGUUGCAUCAGCGCUUUACCCAACUCCCUGUAGUCCACUUCUCCUCCUGCUGUGGAGGAAGUGACGAGCUGAGGAAGAAUUUUGAUCCGAAAAGCUCAAAAAUGGCUAUAUCGCCGAUAUGGGUAUUUGGGUAUGGCUCUCUUAUCUGGAAGGCUGGUUUUAACUACGACGAGCGCCUCGUCGGCUUCAUCAAAGGCUAUCGCCGUGUCUUCCACCAAGGCAGUACGGACCACAGAGGGACGCCUGAAUAUCCAGGAAGAACAGUCACAUUGGAACCUGCAGAAGGAGAAGUCUGUUGGGGAGUUGCCUACAAGAUCUCAAACAAGGAAGAUCAAGAAGUUGCUAUAACGUAUUUAGAAGUGAGGGAGAAGCAGUAUGACAAGAAGGCUUAUCUUGAUUUCUUCACCGAUCCAAUGGCGACAUCUGCAGCUGUUUCAGGUGUAAUGGUAUACAUCGCCUCUCCGGACAAGAAACAUAAUGUGAACUACUUGGGUCCUGCAUCCACCGAAGAGAUCGCCAAACAAAUUGUUCAGGCUGAAGGCCCGUCGGGGCCUAAUAGAGACUACCUUUUCCGCCUUGAAGAGGCACUUCUUCAACUAGGAUGCAAAGACAAACAUGUAUUGGACCUUGCAAACGAAGUGAGGCGCAUCCUGUCGGAGAGGGAGCUGACUUCAACAUGAGGCCAAGAAGCUUUAUGAUUUUACAGGUCCCCCGGCAUAACAAUUAUAUGAAUCUGUUACCAGAACAUGUAGUCUGAUUAAGACAUUGUUUCGCCUUUCAAUUGCUUUUGGAUGGCACUUUGAUGUCCAUCAUCAAAAAUUCCUCAUUUGUAAACUCUUGUUCAUGUUGAAUUGGCCUGCAUGACGAGAGACUCAGAUAGUAGGGCAACCGGUUUAUCUUGAAGGUUCCGCUGGACAAUGAGAACGAACUUGUCCCGUUCAAUGCUGUCAUCGUGGUUCACCAUUGUGUGUAAAUUGACAGUGGAUAUUUGACUAAAUUCAGGUAUUUUCAGGCAAA
This is a messenger RNA of Pyrus x bretschneideri (Chinese white pear), 1113 nucleotides long. RefSeq names its product gamma-glutamylcyclotransferase 2-3. The transcript has 8 exons. Gene Ontology annotation, cellular component: cytoplasm. The record is from RefSeq and is a predicted model, not a curated record. The coding region runs from base 3 to 776 and encodes 257 amino acids. Gene Ontology annotation, molecular function: glutathione specific gamma-glutamylcyclotransferase activity; gamma-glutamylcyclotransferase activity. Gene Ontology annotation, biological process: glutathione catabolic process. Lineage: Eukaryota; Viridiplantae; Streptophyta; Magnoliopsida; Rosales; Rosaceae.